AUGAAAAUUGUGGCUCGUCCACAGAACGCGGCUUCUUAUCUUCAUUACAACGGAAUUAAGUUUGUCUGCAGAAUCAAUGCGAAACUCCUAUCACACUCACUGACAACUAUGGGAUUGUGUGUUUAAAUAUAUUUGCGGGAGCAGAACAAAGUUCAAACAGACUCAUCAAGUUUAUUCAAACUGUUUAGGACAUCAUUACGUAAUCAUUCACUUAGGUUUGCCACUGCCAACCAAAAUUGCACCACCACUAUAGCCACUUCCGUAGAAGCCACUACUGUAGCCGCCAUCAUGGCCUCCUCCGGCGCCGCUGUUAUACGGCGUCUUGCAGAGGAACCAAUCCUUAUCAGUGAUGAACGGCGGGAAUUCCGGAUCGAGUAUGCACGUUGGGUCGAAAGGCUCUGGUGGAUUUGCAUCACACUCUCCUGAAGUAGUUGUUUCUGGACCAGGUGUCGUUGUAACUGCAAGAAGUCGCAUUGAUUUGAGAAGUGCCCAGAACGGCAAGCUGACUCACUUAUUUCCGAAGUAGUGGUCUCCGGAGAGGUAGUUGUCUCAGCUUGAGAACUUUCAGAUGAUGGCGUCAAGGUAGUGUGCUCGGUCGAUGGGCUUUCUGGAGUUACUGUUGGCGGCGUCAAGGUAGUGUGCUCGGUCGAUGGGCUUUCUGGAGUUACUGUUGGCGGCGUCAAGGUAGUGUGCUCGGUCGAUGGGCUUUCUGGAGUUACUGUUGGCGGCGUCAAGGUAGUGUGCUCGGUCGAUGGGCUUCCUGGAGUUCCUGUUGGCGGCGUCAAGGUAGAGUGCUCAGUCGAUGGGCUUCCUGGAGUUCCCGUUGGCGGCGUCAAGGUAGUGUGCUCAGUCGAUGGGCUUCCUGGAGUUACUGUUGGCGGCGUCAAGGUAGAGUGCUCAGUCGAUGGGCUUCCUGGAGUUCCUGUUGGCGGCGUCAAGGUAGAGUGCUCAGUCGAUGGGCUUCCUGGAGUUCCUGUUGGCGGCGUCAAGGUAGAGUGCUCAGUCGAUGGGCUUCCUGGAGUUCCUGUUGGCGGCGUCAAGGUAGAGUGCUCAGUCGAUGGGCUUCCUGGAGUUCCCUGUUGGCGGCGUCAAGGUAGAGUGCUCAGUCGAUGGGCUUCCUGGAGUUCCUGUUGGCGGCGUCAAGGUAGUGUGCUCAGUCGAUGGGCUUCCUGGAGUUCCUGUUGGCGGCGUCAAGGUAGAGUGCUCAGUCGAUGGGCUUCCUGGAGUUCCCGUUGGCGGCGUCAAGGUAGAGUGCUCAGUCGAUGGGCUUCCUGGAGUUCCUGUUGGCGGCGUCAAGGUAGAGUGCUCGGUCGAUGGGCUUCCUGGAGUUCCCGUUGGCGGCGUCAAGGUAGUGUGCUCAGUCGAUGGGCUUCCUGGAGUUCCCGUUGGCGGCGUCAAGGUAGAGUGCUCAGUCGAUGGGCUUCCUGGAGUUCCCGUUGGCGGCGUCAAGGUAGAGUGCUCAGUCGAUGGGCUUCCUGGAGUUCCUGUUGGCGGCGUCAAGGUAGAGUGCUCAGUCGAUGGGCUUCCUGGAGUUCCCGUUGGCGGCGUCAAGGUAGAGUGCUCAGUCGAUGGGCUUCCUGGAGUUCCCGUUGGCGGCGUCAAGGUAGAGUGCUCAGUCGAUGGGCUUCCUGGAGUUCCCGUUGGCGGCGUCAAGGUAGAGUGCUCAGUCGAUGGGCUUCCUGGAGUUCCCGUUGGCGGCGUCAAGGUAGAGUGCUCAGUCGAUGGGCUUCCUGGAGUUCCCGUUGGCGGCGUCAAGGUAGAGUGCUCAGUCGAUGGGCUUCCUGGAGUUCCUGUUGGCGGCGUCAAGGUAGAGUGCUCAGUCGAUGGGCUUCCUGGAGUUCCCGUUGGCGGCGUCAAGGUAGAGUGCUCAGUCGAUGGGCUUCCUGGAGUUCCCGUUGGCGGCGUCAAGGUAGUGUGCUCAGUCGAUGGGCUUCCUGGAGUUCCUGUUGGCGGCGUCAAGGUAGAGUGCUCAGUCGAUGGGCUUCCUGGAGUUCCCGUUGGCGGCGUCAAGGUAGUGUGCUCAGUCGAUGGGCUUCCUGGAGUUCCUGUUGGCGGCGUCAAGGUAGAGUGCUCAGUCGAUGGGCUUCCUGGAGUUCCCGUUGGCGGCGUCAAGGUAGAGUGCUCAGUCGAUGGGCUUCCUGGAGUUCCCGUUGGCGGCGUCAAGGUAGUGUGCUCAGUCGAUGGGCUUCCUGGAGUUCCUGUUGGCGGCGUCAAGGUAGAGUGCUCAGUCGAUGGGCUUCCUGGAGUUCCCGUUGGCGGCGUCAAGGUAGUGUGCUCAGUCGAUGGGCUUCCUGGAGUUCCCGUUGGCGGCGUCAAGGUAGUGUGCUCAGUCGAUGGGCUUCCUGGAGUUCCCGUUGGCGGCGUCAAGGUAGUGUGCUCAGUCGAUGGGCUUCCUGGAGUUCCCGUUGGCGGCGUCAAGGUAGAGUGCUCAGUCGAUGGGCUUCCUGGAGUUCCCGUUGGCGGCGUCAAGGUAGAGUGCUCAGUCGAUGGGCUUCCUGGAGUUCCUGUUGGCGGCGUCAAGGUAGAGUGCUCAGUCGAUGGGCUUCCUGGAGUUCCCGUUGGCGGCGUCAAGGUAGAGUGCUCAGUCGAUGGGCUUCCUGGAGUUCCCGUUGGCGGCGUCAAGGUAGAGUGCUCAGUCGAUGGGCUUCCUGGAGUUCCCGUUGGCGGCGUCAAGGUAGAGUGCUCAGUCGAUGGGCUUCCUGGAGUUCCCGUUGGCGGCGUCAAGGUAGAGUGCUCAGUCGAUGGGCUUCCUGGAGUUCCCGUUGGCGGCGUCAAGGUAGAGUGCUCAGUCGAUGGGCUUCCUGGAGUUCCUGUUGGCGGCGUCAAGGUAGAGUGCUCAGUCGAUGGGCUUCCUGGAGUUCCUGUUGGCGGCGUCAAGGUAGAGUGCUCAGUCGAUGGGCUUCCUGGAGUUCCCGUUGGCGGCGUCAAGGUAGUGUGCUCAGUCGAUGGGCUUCCUGGAGUUCCUGUUGGCGGCGUCAAGGUAGAGUGCUCAGUCGAUGGGCUUCCUGGAGUUCCCGUUGGCGGCGUCAAGGUAGUGUGCUCAGUCGAUGGGCUUCCUGGAGUUCCUGUUGGCGGCGUCAAGGUAGAGUGCUCAGUCGAUGGGCUUCCUGGAGUUCCCGUUGGCGGCGUCAAGGUAGUGUGCUCAGUCGAUGGGCUUCCUGGAGUUCCUGUUGGCGGCGUCAAGGUAGAGUGCUCAGUCGAUGGGCUUCCUGGAGUUCCCGUUGGCGGCGUCAAGGUAGUGUGCUCAGUCGAUGGGCUUCCUGGAGUUCCUGUUGGCGGCGUCAAGGUAGAGUGCUCAGUCGAUGGGCUUCCUGGAGUUCCCUGUUGGCGGCGUCAAGGUAGUGUGCUCAGUCGAUGGGCUUCCUGGAGUUCCCUGUUGGCGGCGUCAAGGUAGAGUGCUCAGUCGAUGGGCUUCCUGGAGUUCCCGUUGGCGGCGUCAAGGUAGAGUGCUCAGUCGAUGGGCUUCCUGGAGUUCCCGUUGGCGGCGUCAAGGUAGUGUGCUCAGUCGAUGGGCUUCCUGGAGUUCCUGUUGGCGGCGUCAAGGUAGAGUGCUCAGUCGAUGGGCUUCCUGGAGUUCCCGUUGGCGGCGUCAAGGUAGUGUGCUCAGUCGAUGGGCUUCCUGGAGUUCCUGUUGGCGGCGUCAAGGUAGUGUGCUCAGUCGAUGGGCUUCCUGGAGUUCCUGUUGGCGGCGUCAAGGUAGUGUGCUCAGUCGAUGGGCUUCCUGGAGUUCCUGUUGGCGGCGUCAAGGUAGUGUGCUCAGUCGAUGGGCUUCCUGGAGUUCCCGUUGGCGGCGUCAAGGUAGUGUGCUCAGUCGAUGGGCUUCCUGGAGUUCCCGUUGGCGGCGUCAAUGUAGAGUGCUCAGUCGAUGGGCUUCCUGGAGUUCCCGUUGGCGGCGUCAAGGUAGAGUGCUCAGUCGAUGGGCUUCCUGGAGUUCCCGUUGGCGGCGUCAAGGUAGAGUGCUCAGUCGAUGGGCUUCCUGGAGUUCCCGUUGGCGGCGUCAAGGUAGAGUGCUCAGUCGAUGGGCUUCCUGGAGUUCCCGUUGGCGGCGUCAAGGUAGAGUGCUCAGUCGAUGGGCUUCCUGGAGUUCCCGUUGGCGGCGUCAAGGUAGAGUGCUCAGUCGAUGGGCUUCCUGGAGUUCCCGUUGGCGGCGUCAAGGUAGUGUGCUCAGUCGAUGGGCUUCCUGGAGUUCCUGUUGGCGGCGUCAAGGUAGAGUGCUCAGUCGAUGGGCUUCCUGGAGUUCCCGUUGGCGGCGUCAAGGUAGUGUGCUCAGUCGAUGGGCUUCCUGGAGUUCCUGUUGGCGGCGUCAAGGUAGUGUGCUCAGUCGAUGGGCUUCCUGGAGUUCCUGUUGGCGGCGUCAAGGUAGUGUGCUCAGUCGAUGGGCUUCCUGGAGUUCCCGUUGGCGGCGUCAAGGUAGUGUGCUCAGUCGAUGGGCUUCCUGGAGUUCCCGUUGGCGGCGUCAAGGUAGAGUGCUCAGUCGAUGGGCUUCCUGGAGUUCCCGUUGGCGGCGUCAAGGUAGAGUGCUCAGUCGAUGGGCUUCCUGGAGUUCCCGUUGGCGGCGUCAAGGUAGAGUGCUCAGUCGAUGGGCUUCCUGGAGUUCCCGUUGGCGGCGUCAAGGUAGAGUGCUCAGUCGAUGGGCUUCCUGGAGUUCCCGUUGGCGGCGUCAAUGUAGAGUGCUCAGUCGAUGGGCUUCCUGGAGUUCCCGUUGGCGGCGUCAAGGUAGAGUGCUCAGUCGAUGGGCUUCCUGGAGUUCCCGUUGGCGGCGUCAAGGUAGAGUGCUCAGUCGAUGGGCUUCCUGGAGUUCCCGUUGGCGGCGUCAAGGUAGAGUGCUCAGUCGAUGGGCUUCCUGGAGUUCCCUGUUGGCGGCGUCAAGGUAGAGUGCUCAGUCGAUGGGCUUCCUGGAGUUCCCGUUGGCGGCGUCAAGGUAGAGUGCUCAGUCGAUGGGCUUCCUGGAGUUCCCUGUUGGCGGCGUCAAGGUAGUGUGCUCAGUCGAUGGGCUUCCUGGAGUUCCUGUUGGCGGCGUCAAGGUAGUGUGCUCAGUCGAUGGGCUUCCUGGAGUUCCUGUUGGCGGCGUCAAGGUAGAGUGCUCAGUCGAUGGGCUUCCUGGAGUUCCCGUUGGCGGCGUCAAGGUAGAGCGCUCAGUCGAUGGGCUUCCUGGAGUUCCUGUUGGCGGCGUCAAGGUAGAGUGCUCAGUCGAUGGGCUUCCUGGAGUUCCUGUUGGCGGCGUCAAGGUAGUGUGCUCAGUCGAUGGGCUUCCUGGAGUUCCUGUUGGCGGCGUCAAGGUAGUGUGCUCAGUCGAUGGGCUUCCUGGAGUUCCUGUUGGCGGCGUCAAGGUAGUGUGCUCAGUCGAUGGGCUUCCUGGAGUUCCCUGUUGGCGGCGUCAAGGUAGUGUGCUCAGUCGAUGGGCUUCCUGGAGUUCCUGUUGGCGGCGUCAAGGUAGUGUGCUCAGUCGAUGGGCUUCCUGGAGUUCCCUGUUGGCGGCGUCAAGGUAGUGUGCUCAGUCGAUGGGCUUCCUGGAGUUCCCGUUGGCGGCGUCAAGGUAGUGUGCUCAGUCGAUGGGCUUCCUGGAGUUCCUGUUGGCGGCGUCAAGGUAGUGUGCUCAGUCGAUGGGCUUCCUGGAGUUCCCGUUGGCGGCGUCAAGGUAGUGUGCUCAGUCGAUGGGCUUCCUGGAGUUCCCGUUGGCGGCGUCAAUGUAGAGUGCUCAGUCGAUGGGCUUCCUGGAGUUCCCGUUGGCGGCGUCAAGGUAGAGUGCUCAGUCGAUGGGCUUCCUGGAGUUCCUGUUGGCGGCGUCAAGGUAGUGUGCUCAGUCGAUGGGCUUCCUGGAGUUCCCGUUGGCGGCGUCAAGGUAGUGUGCUCAGUCGAUGGGCUUCCUGGAGUUCCCUGUUGGCGGCGUCAAGGUAGUGUGCUCAGUCGAUGGGCUUCCUGGAGUUCCUGUUGGCGGCGUCAAGGUAGUGUGCUCAGUCGAUGGGCUUCCUGGAGUUCCCUGUUGGCGGCGUCAAGGUAGUGUGCUCAGUCGAUGGGCUUCCUGGAGUUCCUGUUGGCGGCGUCAAGGUAGUGUGCUCAGUCGAUGGGCUUCCUGGAGUUCCCGUUGGCGGCGUCAAGGUAGUGUGCUCAGUCGAUGGGCUUCCUGGAGUUCCCGUUGGCGGCGUCAAUGUAGAGUGCUCAGUCGAUGGGCUUCCUGGAGUUCCCGUUGGCGGCGUCAAGGUAGAGUGCUCAGUCGAUGGGCUUCCUGGAGUUCCUGUUGGCGGCGUCAAGGUAGAGUGCUCAGUCGAUGGGCUUCCUGGAGUUCCCGUUGGCGGCGUCAAGGUAGUGUGCUCAGUCGAUGGGCUUCCUGGAGUUCCCUGUUGGCGGCGUCAAGGUAGUGUGCUCAGUCGAUGGGCUUCCUGGAGUUCCCUGUUGGCGGCGUCAAGGUAGAGUGCUCAGUCGAUGGGCUUCCUGGAGUUCCCUGUUGGCGGCGUCAAGGUAGAGUGCUCAGUCGAUGGGCUUCCUGGAGUUCCCGUUGGCGGCGUCAAGGUAGAGUGCUCAGUCGAUGGGCUUCCUGGAGUUCCUGUUGGCGGCGUCAAGGUAGUGUGCUCAGUCGAUGGGCUUCCUGGAGUUCCUGUUGGCGGCGUCAAGGUAGUGUGCUCAGUCGAUGGGCUUCCUGGAGUUCCUGUUGGCGGCGUCAAGGUAGAGUGCUCAGUCGAUGGGCUUCCUGGAGUUCCCUGUUGGCGGCGUCAAGGUAGAGCGCUCAGUCGAUGGGCUUCCUGGAGUUCCUGUUGGCGGCGUCAAGGUAGAGUGCUCAGUCGAUGGGCUUCCUGGAGUUCCUGUUGGCGGCGUCAAGGUAGUGUGCUCAGUCGAUGGGCUUCCUGGAGUUCCUGUUGGCGGCGUCAAGGUAGUGUGCUCAGUCGAUGGGCUUCCUGGAGUUCCUGUUGGCGGCGUCAAGGUAGUGUGCUCAGUCGAUGGGCUUCCUGGAGUUCCCGUUGGCGGCGUCAAGGUAGUGUGCUCAGUCGAUGGGCUUCCUGGAGUUCCCUGUUGGCGGCGUCAAGGUAGUGUGCUCAGUCGAUGGGCUUCCUGGAGUUCCUGUUGGCGGCGUCAAGGUAGUGUGCUCAGUCGAUGGGCUUCCUGGAGUUCCCUGUUGGCGGCGUCAAGGUAGUGUGCUCAGUCGAUGGGCUUCCUGGAGUUCCCGUUGGCGGCGUCAAUGUAGAGUGCUCAGUCGAUGGGCUUCCUGGAGUUCCCGUUGGCGGCGUCAAGGUAGAGUGCUCAGUCGAUGGGCUUCCUGGAGUUCCUGUUGGCGGCGUCAAGGUAGUGUGCUCAGUCGAUGGGCUUCCUGGAGUUCCCGUUGGCGGCGUCAAGGUAGUGUGCUCAGUCGAUGGGCUUCCUGGAGUUCCCUGUUGGCGGCGUCAAGGUAGUGUGCUCAGUCGAUGGGCUUCCUGGAGUUCCUGUUGGCGGCGUCAAGGUAGUGUGCUCAGUCGAUGGGCUUCCUGGAGUUCCCGUUGGCGGCGUCAAGGUAGUGUGCUCAGUCGAUGGGCUUCCUGGAGUUCCUGUUGGCGGCGUCAAGGUAGUGUGCUCAGUCGAUGGGCUUCCUGGAGUUCCCGUUGGCGGCGUCAAGGUAGUGUGCUCAGUCGAUGGGCUUCCUGGAGUUCCCUGUUGGCGGCGUCAAUGUAGAGUGCUCAGUCGAUGGGCUUCCUGGAGUUCCCGUUGGCGGCGUCAAGGUAG
Molecule: messenger RNA, 7692 nt
Organism: Caenorhabditis sp. 36 PRJEB53466
Lineage: Eukaryota; Metazoa; Nematoda; Chromadorea; Rhabditida; Rhabditidae
Source: the annotation of a GenBank genome assembly